Messenger RNA from Drosophila hydei, 6972 nucleotides. Its product is annotated as collagen alpha-5(IV) chain. The record is from RefSeq and is a predicted model, not a curated record. NCBI's taxonomy places the organism in Eukaryota, Metazoa, Arthropoda, Insecta, Diptera, Drosophilidae. The coding region runs from base 35 to 6859 and encodes 2274 amino acids. Gene Ontology annotation, molecular function: chitin binding. Gene Ontology annotation, cellular component: extracellular region. The transcript has 4 exons.
UUAAUUCGAACCAAAUACAUAACGCACCUCGACGAUGACGAACAGAAUAUUCAAGAUUUUGAUGUUAUUUGUGUUAGCCGCACUGUUCGAUGGCCAGCAUCAGGCCGUACAGACCAGUGCGCAAAUCAUUAGCAUCAAUUGCAGCGGACAACCGGCCAUCUGCGUGGGACCGGCAUCCUAUCAGCUCUGCGAGAAGAAUGUGGCCACAGGCAGUGUCAUUCAGUGUCCACUGAACACGCGCUGCAUUAAUGAAGGCGUGGAGAUUUGUGUGGCCGUUAAAGUGGAUCCUAAAGCGCCCGCUGCGGCGGUUGCCAAGAUGACAACAGUCACCGAUCACCCGAUCAUUGGCGGUAAAGCAUCUGCGGCUAUCAUAGAGUCCACGACCAGCUCCGGCGGCAUUGUGGUUGCCAAUAGUACUGAGGGCCUAGUGAUUCUUACGACAACUGCGUCUGUGCCCCUCAGUACAACCCAGCUGCCCGUUGAGUCAACACCGGCUCUUGUUGAGACGACAAAUGCGCCGGUGGAGGCAACCACUAGUGCUCCUUUGCAAACAACUGCUCAGCCAAUUGUCGAAACAACGAUUGCACCUGUAAAUCCCGAAACAACUUUGCCCAAUAUACCACUGGAUACUACAACUGAAGCCAUAUGGAAUCCAACUACAGGCGGUGUCCCAGUGCGCCCAACAAAACCAACACGCCCAAGCUCAACGUCUUCUCCUGUCGAGCCAACUCUACCUUCCGAUCCUAGUACCCCACUAGAUCCAAAUGGUCCCAUUGGGACAACUGAGCCAAUCGGCCCAGAAGGAACUUCAUUACCUCCGGUCAACCCAACAGAUCCAGCUAAUCCCACCGCACCAGUGGACCCAGAGAUUACUACUAUAUCUCCGGCUGAUCCAAAUGCACCUGUUGACCCCAACACAACGGAAAGCCCACAGGCAACAACAAUUUCACCCCUUGAUCCAACCGCACCAGUUGAUCCCAAUGCUCCUGUUGACCCCAAUGCACCAGUUGACCCCAAUGGUCCAGUCGACCCCAACGCACCUAUUGAUCCUAAUGCCCCAGUGGAUCCCAAUGCCCCAGUGGACCCCAACGCACCAGUGGACCCCAAUGCCCCAGUGGAUCCAAAUGAACCUGCAAGCACAACUGUAUCUCCAGUAGACCCGAACGCACCAGUGGACCCCAAUGCUCCAGUCGACCCCAACGCACCAGUCGAUCCAAAUGCUCCUGUUGACCCCAAUGCACCAGUUGACCCGAACGCACCAGUGGAUCCCAAUGCCCCAGUGGAUCCAAAUGAACCUGCAAGCCCAGAGGGCACAACUGUAUCUCCGGUAGACCCCAACGCACCAGUGGAUCCUAAUGCCCCAGUGGACCCCAACCCACCAGUGGAUCCCAAUGCUCCAGUCGAUCCAAAUGCUCCUGUUGACCCCAAUGCACCAGUUGACCCGAACGCACCAGUGGAUCCCAAUGCCCCAGUGGAUCCAAAUGAACCUGCAAGCCCAGAGGGCACAACUGUAUCUCCGGUAGACCCCAACGCACCAGUGGACCCUAAUGCCCCAGUGGAUCCCAAUGCCCCAGUGGAUCCCAAUGCCCCAGUGGACCCCAAUGCUCCAGUCGACCCGAACGCACCAGUUGAUCCUAAUGCCCCAGUGGAUCCCAAUGCCCCAGUGGAUCCCAACGCACCAGUUGACCCCAACGCACCAGUGGACCCCAAUGCUCCUGUUGAUCCUAAUGCUCCUGUUGACCCCAACGCACCAGUUGAUCCUAAUGCCCCAGUGGAUCCCAAUGCCCCAGUGGAUCCCAAUGCCCCAGUGGACCCCAAUGCUCCAGUCGACCCAAACGCACCAGUUGAUCCUAAUGCCCCAGUGGAUCCCAAUGCCCCAGUGGAUCCCAACGCACCAGUGGAUCCUAAUGCACCAGUUGACCCCAACGCACCAGUGGACCCCAAUGCUCCAGUCGAUCCUAAUGCUCCUGUUGAUCCUAAUGCUCCUGUUGACCCCAACGCACCAGUUGAUCCUAAUGCCCCAGUGGAUCCCAAUGCCCCAGUGGAUCCAAAUGAACCUGCAAGCCCAGAGGGCACAACUGUAUCUCCGGUAGACCCCAACGCACCAGUGGACCCCAAUGCACCAGUGGAUCCCAAUGCACCAGUUGACCCCAAUGCACCAGUUGACCCCAAUGCACCAGUGGAUCCUAAUGCACCAGUUGAUCCCAACGCACCUGUCGACCCCAACGCACCAGUGAACCCCAACGCGCCAGUCGAUCCUAAUGCACCUGUAGAUCCCAACGCGCCAGUGGAUCCUAAUGCACCAGUCGAUCCUAAUGCACCUGUGGACCCCAACGCACCAGUGGAUCCUAAUGCACCAGUUGAUCCCAACGCACCUGUGGACCCCAACGCACCAGUGGAUCCUAAUGCACCAGUCGAUCCUAACGCACCUGUGGACCCCAACGCACCAGUGGAUCCUAAUGCACCAGUCGAUCCUAAUGCACCUGUAGAUCCCAACGCGCCAGUGGAUCCUAAUGCACCAGUCGAUCCUAAUGCACCUGUGGACCCCAACGCACCAGUGGAUCCUAAUGCACCAGUUGAUCCCAACGCACCUGUGGACCCCAACGCACCAGUGGAUCCUAAUGCACCAGUCGAUCCUAACGCACCUGUGGACCCCAACGCACCAGUGGAUCCUAAUGCACCAGUCGAUCCUAAUGCACCUGUGGACCCCAACGCACCAGUGGAUCCUAAUGCACCAGUUGAUCCCAACGCACCUGUGGACCCCAACGCACCAGUGGACCCCAACGCGCCAGUCGAUCCUAAUGCACCUGUAGAUCCCAACGCGCCAGUGGAUCCUAAUGCACCAGUCGAUCCUAAUGCACCUGUGGACCCCAACGCACCAGUGGAUCCCAACGCGCCAGUCGAUCCUAAUGCACCUGUGGACCCCAACGCACCAGUGGAUCCUAAUGCACCAGUUGAUCCCAACGCACCUGUAGAUCCUAACGCGCCUGUGGACCCUAACGCACCAGUGGAUCCUAACGCACCAGUUGAUCCCAACGCACCAGUUGAUCCCAACGCACCUGUCGACCCCAACGCACCAGUCGAUCCUAAUGCACCAGUGGAUCCUAACGCACCAGUUGAUCCCAACGCACCAGUUGAUCCUAAUGCACCUGUGGACCCCAACGCACCAGUGGAUCCUAAUGCACCAGUUGAUCCCAACGCACCAGUUGAUCCUAACGCACCAGUGGAUCCUAACGCACCAGUCGAUCCUAACGCACCAGUUGAUCCCAACGCACCAGUGGAUCCCAAUGCGCCAGUCGAUCCUAAUGCACCAGUGGAUCCCAAUGCGCCAGUCGACCCCACCGCACCAGUGGAUCCUAACGCACCAGUCGACCCCAAUGCUCCAGUCGACCCCAACGCACCAGUCGAUCCUAACGCACCUGUCGACCCCAACGCACCAGUGGAUCCUAACGCACCAGUCGACCCCAACGCACCAGUGGAUCCUAACGCACCAGUUGAUCCCAACGCACCAGUCGAUCCUAACGCACCUGUCGAUCCCAAUGCACCGGUUGAUCCCAACGCACCAGUUGACCCCAACGCACCUGUAGAUCCUAACGCGCCUGUGGACCCCAGCGCACCAGUGGAUCCUAACGCACCAGUCGACCCCAAUGCUCCAGUCGACCCCAACGCACCAGUCGAUCCUAACGCACCUGUCGACCCCAACGCACCAGUGGAUCCUAACGCACCAGUCGACCCCAACGCACCAGUGGAUCCUAACGCACCAGUUGAUCCCAACGCACCAGUCGAUCCUAACGCACCUGUCGAUCCCAAUGCACCGGUUGAUCCCAACGCACCAGUUGACCCCAACGCACCUGUAGAUCCUAACGCGCCUGUGGACCCCAGCGCACCAGUGGAUCCUAACGCACCAGUUGAUCCCAACGCACCAGUCGAUCCUAACGCACCAGUCAACCCCAAUGCACCAGUGGAUCCCAACGCACCAGUUGAUCCUAACGCACCAGUUGACCCCAACGCACCACUUGAUCCCAACGCACCUGUAGAUCCUAACGCGCCUGUGGACCCCAACGCACCGGUGGAUCCUAACGCACCAGUCGAUCCUAACGCACCAGUUGAUCCCAAUGCACCAGUCAACCCCAAUGCACCAGUUGAUCCCAACGCACCAGUUGAUCCUAACGCACCAGUUGACCCCAACGCACCAGUGGAUCCUAACGCACCAGUCGAUCCUAAUGCACCAGUGGACCCCAGCGCACCAGUCGAUCCUAACGCACCAGUCAACCCCAAUGCACCAGUCGAUCCUAACGCACCAGUUGAUCCCAACGCACCUGUCGACCCCAACGCACCAGUGGAUCCUAAUGCACCAGUGAACCCCAACGCACCAGUCGAUCCUAAUGCACCAGUGGACCCCAGCGCACCAGUCGAUCCUAACGCACCAGUCAACCCCAAUGCACCAGUGGAUCCCAAUGCGCCAGUCGAUCCCAAUGCACCUGUGGACCCCACCGCACCAGUGGAUCCCAACGCACCAGUCGACCCCAAUGCUCCAGUCGACCCCAACGCACCAGUGGAUCCUAACGCACCAGUUGAUCCCAACGCACCAGUCGAUCCUAACGCACCAGUCAACCCCAAUGCACCAGUUGAUCCCAACGCACCAGUCGAUCCUAAUGCACCAGUUGACCCCAACGCACCAGUGGAUCCUAACGCACCAGUUGAUCCCAACGCACCAGUCGAUCCUAACGCACCAGUCAACCCCAAUGCACCAGUUGAUCCCAACGCACCAGUCGAUCCUAACGCACCAGUCAACCCCAAUGCACCAGUUGAUCCCAAUGCACCAGUCAACCCCAAUGCACCAGUUGAUCCCAACGCACCAGUCGAUCCUAAUGCACCAGUGGACCCCAGCGUACCAGUCGAUCCUAACGCACCAGUCAACCCCAAUGCACCAGUUGAUCCCAAUGCACCAGUCAACCCCAAUGCACCAGUUGAUCCCAACGCACCAGUCGAUCCUAAUGCACCAGUGGACCCCAGCGUACCAGUCGAUCCUAACGCACCAGUCAACCCCAAUGCACCAGUGGAUCCUAACGCACCAGUCGAUCCUAAUGCACCAGUGGAUCCCAAUGCGCCAGUCGAUCCCAACGCACCAGUGGAUCCUAACGCACCAGUCGACCCCAACGCACCUGUCGACCCCAACGCACCAGUAGAUCCCAACGCGCCAGUCGAUCCCAACGCACCAGUGGAUCCUAACGCACCAGUCGACCCCAACGCACCUGUCGACCCCAACGCACCAGUAGAUCCCAACGCACCAGUCGAUCCUAACGCACCAGUCAACCCCAAUGCACCAGUUGAUCCCAGUGCACCAGUCAACCCCAAUGCACCAGUUGAUCCCAACGCACCAGUCGAUCCUAAUGCACCAGUGGACCCCAGCGUACCAGUCGAUCCUAACGCACCAGUCAACCCCAAUGCACCAGUUGAUCCCAAUGCACCAGUCAACCCCAAUGCACCAGUUGAUCCCAAUGCACCUGUCGACCCCAACGCACCACUUGAUCCCAACGCACCUGUAGAUCCUAACGCGCCUGUGGACCCCAACGCACCAGUGGAUCCUAACGCACCAGUCAACCCCAACGCACCAGUGGAUCCUAACGCACCAGUCAAUCCCAAUGCACCAGUUGAUCCCAAUGCACCAGUCAACCCCAAUGCACCAGUUGAUCCCAACGCACCAGUCGAUCCUAAUGCACCAGUGGACCCCAGCGUACCAGUCGAUCCUAACGCACCAGUCAACCCCAAUGCACCAGUUGAUCCCAAUGCACCAGUAGACCCAAGUGCUCCAGUUGAUCCUAACUUACCCGUGAAUCCUAACCCUCCUGUUGAUCCUAACUCCCCACUAGACCCUAACAAUCCCAAUUCUCCCAUCAAUCCUUCCGUGCCCUCUGUCCCUUCAGUUCCCGUGUAUCCAGGUAGGCCCGGUUCAUGGCCAAACCCAUGGCGUCCGAGUCAUCCCAUUCGCCCGACUUAUCCACUCCCAACCUUUAGACCACUUCCACAACAUCCCUUCUGGCCACAGCGACCGACGCAACCGGGCAACGGCAAUGGCAGCAACAGUGGAAAUGCCCCGGCGGGAAAUCCCUUCUGGCCUAAUUGGCGUGAUUGGGUCAAUGGCUGGCGUCCAUCUAAGAAACCGGCUCCUACAACAGCACCAACAUCAGCACCUACUGAGGACCCCAAAAAGUCGGAGACGAAUGAAUCAGUAGAGCAACCGUCUAAUGGACCAGUCUCGAAUGAGAAUGCCUCGGUUGAAGAGAGCAACAAGAAUCCCAAGGAUAAGAACAAGCCAAAGUCUGAAAAGGAUCAAUCCAAAGAGCAGGACAAAAAGAAGUCGGAUUCCGAUGAAAACAGUUCAGACGAGAAGAAGAAGGAGAAGGAAAAUAAACGGAAAGAAGAAAAGGAGAAUAAGAAGAAGGAGAGCAGCAAGUCAAAAGACUCAAAUGAGGAAAAAGACAACGAUAAGAAAAAAUCAAGCAGCUCAUCGGAGGACAAGAGUGACAAAAAGGAUGAUAAAAAGCAAAAGGACUCGAAGGAGGAGAAAGAUAGCGAACAGAAGAAAUCCAACGAAGAUGAGGACAACGACGAUCUGAGUUCCAAGGAUAAAAGGCAAUUCGUAAAGAACGUCAUCAAAAAGCUAAGAAACGAAGACGAAUGCGAUGAAGACGAUGUCUACCCAGAUGUGCGCGAUUGUCGUAAAUAUUACCGCUGCGAGAUUAAAAAGUCCGGCAAACAUCGGUUUGUCCAUCUGCGCUGCGACAACAAGGAGCGUUUCGACUACCGCAGCCUCAAGUGCGUCUCCAAGGACGAUGCCGUCUGCCUGCACAAGUAGAGAGCCAACUGCGCAGCAACUGCGGCCAAACGAAGUGAACGGAAACCGAAACAGAAACGAAAACUGUAGCAUUCAAUAUAUUUAAUCUCACAAUAAAUUCAAUGAUAUUAGCA